Molecule: messenger RNA, 882 nt
Organism: Salvelinus namaycush (lake trout)
Lineage: Eukaryota; Metazoa; Chordata; Actinopteri; Salmoniformes; Salmonidae
Gene: ppil6
Product: peptidylprolyl isomerase (cyclophilin)-like 6
Exons: 8
Coding region: 1-882 (293 amino acids)
Biological process (GO): protein peptidyl-prolyl isomerization
Molecular function (GO): peptidyl-prolyl cis-trans isomerase activity
Source: RefSeq, a predicted model, not a curated record
AUGACUUCUGAAGUUUAUCUGGAAAUCGUGGGUUUGAUGAAAGAACACCAUUUUCAAAUUGCUAAGAGCAUUGCCGAGGGACUGAAACAGAAGUUUCCCACCUCGUUUUUGGAUCCAACAAUUCGUCCAUUACUCGAAUGUGACUGGCAUGUGUAUCUAACCAAUAAGAAAAGGGAGCUGAAAGGGGAGGUGUGGCAGUUCUCCAGCAACCUCAUGUGUUUCGUGAAUGGUUGUCUCCUUGGCAACGAGAAGGACCUGACCAGCUGGGCUGAGAAGCAGUGGGAGUUUACACUUAUCCGUCCACAUGCACUAUACCUGGCUCUCGCUGACGACUACUACUCUAAACACCUCCACAGCACUGGGCACACGUUUGUUUACAUGGACAUUUCGAUCCGAGGGGAAUCGGUUGGGAGAUUACUGUUUGAGCUGUUUACAGAGCUGUGUCCGAAGACGUGUAAAAACUUCCAGGCUCUGUGUACAGGGGAGGCAGGCCUGUCACAGAGUGACUUAACGCUGUCCUACAAGGGUUCUGUGUUCCAUCGUGUGGUGCCCAACGGCUGGAUACAGGGGGGAGAUAUUUCGGCACCAGGCAAAGGCAACGGAGGGGAGUCAAUCUACGGGCCAACUUUUGAAGAUGAGAGCUUUGCAGUCUCCCACAGUAGGAGGGGCAUCCUGGGAAUGGCCAACCAGGGUCCUCAUAGCAACAGCUCUCAGUUCUACAUCACCCUGCAGCCCGCCCUUUGGAUGGACAGAAAAUAUGUGGCUUUCGGUCAAGUGGUUGAAGGCACAGAGGUUCUGAGGAGACUUGAAGAAGUCCCAACCUACAAUGAAAGACCCAAACAAGACUGUAAAGUAGCAGACUGUGGAGUGUUUGAACCCUGA